UAUGUUGUGUCUUCAGAAAACCUGUUUGAGAUCGUUCUCACCAUUUGUCGCUUCGUGUUCAAUGGUGUGGUCUUGAUAGUGGAUUGUUUGCAAAUGUGCUAAAUGAAUCUCUCGCCAUAAAGCAUCGAACUGUCAUUCAGGCAAUCGUAGAACAAUACGUGAAUUCAGUCGGAAUCUUAUGUUUGCAGUGCAGUUUCUGGGAUGGUAGAGUUGCACAUGGACGGAAUUGUUUAUUUAUUUUAGGCUAUCUAAAUGCUAUGAUAUUCGUUCAUUUAAAAUAAACGCUAUCACUAUCGACCAAUUUUGAAGUUUUUAUAUAAUUUAAUUCCGCAUAAAAGCAUCCAAUAUAGUUCUCAAAAAAAAGUGUAUGUAAUGAACCGCGUUGAUUAAAUCUGCGAGUGUGAUAUUAUUAUACAGUGUAUUUAUCGAUUUAUGGUUUUCAAUCUCAGGUAAUUUUAAUUGAUAUAUAGUUACCUUCAGUUCUCGUACACUCACGUGUAGACAGACUGCUUGGUGAAGAAUAACAAACAUGUGGAUUUACAGGUGUAUCAGCGUGCAUUUGGUGUUUGCAGUAUUGGAAUGGAACACAGAUGGUGCACCGGAAGUAUGUCAACCGCGCCACCUGAACAUACCCGCGACCAGAGAGUGCCAGAAACCGUGCAUCCGGGACAGCGACUGUCGGUCCGCUCGGAAGAAAUGUCGCUGCGACGGGAUAUGUGGCCUCAGCUGUAUUAAAACCGGAACGGAGUGCUCCACUCUGGCGGACAUCCCACACGGACGGGUUGCAAUGAUACCGAACAACAAAUUCGGCGCCGUGGCCCAGUAUAUGUGCAAUGAAGGCUAUAAACUGAAAGGGGAUCCUGCGCGGGUCUGCCAGGGGGACGAACAAUGGAGUGGAACCAUACCGCAGUGCUUUUUGGAUUACACAGCAGAGAAGCCAAAGUGCGGCCCAGCGCCGGUGGUCCUCAAUGCGCACCACAACGGCGACGCAGACCGGAAGUUUUACGACCAAGGGACCAUGUUGCAGUAUGCGUGUCUUCAAAACUACCUCCUGAGCGGGGACUCCGUGACACGCGCCUGGUGCGUGCAGGAGGGCAAGUGGGCGGGGCCGAACAUGACCUGUACGGCGGACGCAACGUGGUGUAGCCGCCUGGAGAACAUCGAGAACGGGUGGGUGGAACAGGCUACAAUGACGGCGGUAGGGGGUCGGGCAACGUACAACUGCCAGAGAGGGUACCACCUUGCGGGGCGGGCAGAGCGUUCCUGCCUUGCCGGGGGUUACUGGGACGGGGUGCCGCCUAGCUGCGAGAAAGUCACUUGCAAGAGGCCGCCAGUUGUCGAGAACGCCAUGCACAACGGCGACCCCGCGCAGGAUAUGUACCCUUCCGGUCGCCAGCUUAUGUACGCGUGCGCGCACGGUUUCCAUGGUGACGGAAACCCUCAGGUGAUGUGUAACGGCGACGGGAACUGGGUUGGGCUGACACUAACUUGUUCACCCGUGAGCUGCGGUUUCCCGGGUGACGUCGACCGCGGCCACCGCACGGGCUUUGCUUUCACCUUCCCCAACUCAGUAACGUACCAUUGCAUGGAGGGCUUUCUAAUUCAGGGAGACAGCGUGCGCACGUGCAAGGAGAAUGGAAUCUGGAGCGGAAUCCUACCCGCGUGCAUGCCCGUGGUGUGCCCCACUUUGCGAGCCCCACUGUUCGGGCAAAUGUACGGUAACAGCAACGAGUACGGAAGCGUGAUACGGUUUCAGUGCAACGAGAAAUACCGGAUGGUCGGUUCCAAGGAGAGACGGUGCCAAGCGGACCGGACAUGGAGCGGGGAAACCACCAAAUGUGAAGAAAUCGACUGCGGAACGCCAAGUCCCUUUUACAACGGGUAUCUGAUUGGCCAUGAUACGAAGGUUGGCGGGAACUUGUUCUUUAGCUGCAAAAUCCACGCCACGUUCCAAGGCUCCGCCUUUCAGACGGUUUGCCUCGAGACGGGCGAGUGGUCUACACCCCCACCUAUUUGUUGGGGCCAAUGUCAAAUACCAAGCAUUCCUAACGCGACGCUCGAAGGCGGGCGCGUGGACACGUGGGUGAACCACAACACGACCAUCCAGUUCCGGUGCCGUGGAGGCCUGGUAGGAAGAGGAGGCGGCACAAUGCGCUGCGACAAUGGUACCUGGUCCGAGACGCCCGAAUGCAUCCCAGCACCGUGCGAGAGCCAACCCCCGCACGUGCACAACGGUAUGCGUGUGUUCAUGGGCCAGGAGCAUGGGCUGAAGGCGCGCUACAUGUGCUUCGCGGGCUACAAACUUACGGGAAUUAACGGGAGUUACCUCACGUGCAACUUCGGAGAGUGGGAGGGUGGCAGGCCGCAUUGCGAAGAAUUUUUCUGCAUCAAUCCUUUCAACGUGACGGGCGACAUCGCACAUGGAACGAUCAACAAAAAGGUACACAAGGGCCGCCUCCAGUUCCAGAAAUACAUCUACUCCAUCCGCCACGGGGACCGGAUAGAGUUCCAGUGCAACGCUGGUUUCCGGCUUGCUGGGCACUCGGGCGCCACGUGCGUUGACGGUGAGUGGCGUCCGAAGCUAGGGAACGGCUCGUCCAUCUGCGUCCCAGGUGUACAUCCACCUUUCCGGAACCUCUGGCGCGCAACUGAUAACUUAAGAAAUUAGCGGCGCCAAUUUUUAUAUUUUGUUCAUCAAGCAAAAUUGUUGCUAUGUAUUAAAAUGCGGGGUUCUUGUAUUGUAUUUAUGUCGUAUUUUUUGCACGGGCUUUUCCAGAAUCACUGCCGCGAAAGUGACCAUUUUCGAAUAUCGCUGAAAUUUCAUGGUCAUUUAACAAUAAUAUCUUCGUGAAUUCCUCUUCCGAGUUACCUUGCCACUGUGAUUAUUCCUUUGAUCUUUUUACAAAUUUAUUAUAGCAUUCUAUCAAAUGUGUACUGAAUUUAUAUUGUUAUUAUUUAGUAACAUACAAAUGUAUACACUCCUUUGUUAUUUGAUUAACAUUUUUCAAUUAAAGUUUUGCAUAAUUGAUCGUAAGAAAAUCGAACUAACUCGAAAAUAUUUAAGGUAGUCUUACGUAGUUUGCGUAAAGUGGCUCAGAAAUAAGCAUUUUGCAUAUGUAAGUGUUCGUCAUGAAAAUAUAACCCCGUAUAUAGAUUUUACAAGGGGGCUAUCUUUCGCAUCUGCUAUUAUGUAUUAUUAUUAUUUAUUCAUUUUUUUAUCAGGCAUAUAAACUAUAUGUAAGAUUAUGAGACUCGUCAAGAUGCAGAAAGACUUUCAUUUUUGCUGAUGAUAUAGCGCUAUCUACGACUGUCUAGCCUACAUGUCUGGUAUGUGUUUAUAUACUUUCUCCCAAAAAUGCGAUAUAAACAAUAAAUGUUAAAAACAAUAAAGUCUGCAUAUAUAACAUGAAAACUAUGAAAAACUUUAAAUGGUCCGUAACAAAUGAGAACAUUUCAAUUGUUAACUUAUUAACUUACCUACAUUCUGGCGAAAAAUAAUGUAUUCACCAAACCGAUUAAUACCUAUGGACGCUAAGAACAGACAGUAUAACAUACUAUUAUCCAAUGCUUAAACAACGACAUCGAGAUCAAUACGCCAAAGCAUGGUGUAAUAUUACAAAUGUGCAAUGUAAGUUGAUGUGUUUGUGUAAGAUUAAGACAAAGAUUAUAAGCUUGAAAAAAAAUUGAAUGUGCUAGUAAUGAUUGCCAUAGAAUAGCUCUGACAAGAUUUAGAGAAAGCACUCUACUCGCUCAUUUGAAAUAGAAACUGGAAGAUUUGAUACCAUUGCUUAAGAAAAAAGAAAUGUAAACUAAGUAUCACUAACAUAGUUGAACCAGAAUAUCACCUUUUUUUGGUCCGCGAUCUCUAGAUUAUAGCAUAUAUUUACCCUUUUUAACAAGGUACACAAGUUCAAAUAUAUAUAAUGUCAAGCAAUAACAAAAUACAAAUGCGAAAUAUGUCUAACUUUAUUUAUGAUGCUAUUUUUAAACGAAACGAUAGCCUUGGUAGUUUGUUACUGUGUUGUUUCUUGAUAACACUAUCGAGGUAAACCAAUUAUGUGUUUACGUACUUAUUUAACUAUCUAUUUAUGUGAAAUGCUGUUUGAUUAGUAUAUCAGUUUUAAGGUAAUCUGUGUGUAUAUUUCAUUACUAUAUUUGCUGAUUCUGUCAAUAAACUGAAUCAUAUA
Dreissena polymorpha is the source of this 4187-nucleotide messenger RNA. Its product is annotated as protein lev-9-like. The record is from RefSeq and is a predicted model, not a curated record. The coding region runs from base 530 to 2668 and encodes 712 amino acids. NCBI's taxonomy places the organism in Eukaryota, Metazoa, Mollusca, Bivalvia, Myida, Dreissenidae. The transcript has 15 exons.